AUGGGGCUACGUGCAGCUUCACUGUUCAUCAUCACGUCUUUCUUCCUGUCUGUUGUCUUGGGUGUCCCAUUGCCACGCACACAGCAGUCUCUUUGUAGAUUGUGCCUUCGAUUUACUGAGAAGUUAGUUAAUGGUAUUCAAAGCAACAAGACGUAUGAAGAUGUCAGACCGGAAGUUAUUGAUCUCUGUGCCAAGAUACUGAAUGCUGAAGGUUAUCGAGGUCGAGUAUUGUGUCCAGGUGUGAUGGACUCGUAUGGGCCACCCUCAUUCUACAUUUUGUCAGAAUUAUUGCUACCUCCUCGUGAAAUCUGUGAACGGCUAGAGUUCUGUAGAAAACAUACUAAUGAUCACGUGAUUAAUCAAGUGAAUCACGUGAUUUCUGAUAUUUUGAAUGCAGAGUGGAGACACAGCAAUCACAAUAUAAACUAUCGACGCUUACAGCCGAUCAGAAUACUACAACUGACCGACAUUCAUUUGGAUCACAAAUACAAAGUCGGAACUCCUGUUGACUGUGGGAUGUUCACAUGUUGCCAUGAGGGCAUGAACGGCUCUGGCAAGGCUGGACAAUACGGAGACUAUGCAUGUGAUCUUCCCAUUGCUACACUCGAUCUUCUUACUGACCAUUUGCAGCAGCUUAACCCACAGCCUGAUAUUAUUGUGUACACGGGUGAUAACCCACCACACGACAACUGGGAAGAGAGCUGGCAGAGUCAGACAAACUCAACAAAUUUUCUUGUUAAAUAUCUUUCUACCAAGUUGCCUAAUCAAACUAUUUAUCCAGCGAUGGGAAAUCACGAAACGUUUCCUGAGAGUUUUUAUUAUCCGCCGAGAUAUCGGAAUCUGACUGAUGCUCUUGCGGAGUUUUGGCAGCGUUGGGUUGAGCUGCCAGAGAAUGCACUGCAGACAAUAAGAGCUGGUGGGUUCUACACUAUGUUGAUCAGACCGGGACUCAGACUGAUGUCUAUUAAUACGGAUUUUGGGUAUUUGUUUAAUUUCUAUACUCUUCUAAACGACAAAACUCCUGAGUUCUUUAGCCAACAAAAAUGGAUGGAGGAAACACUCGCAUUGUCAGUCAGAAAUGGAGAGAAAGUCAUCAUAAUUGGUCACAUUGCACCUGGACAUCAAUCAUCAAUCACAUCAUAUGGAGAUUUUUAUGUUCCCGUUGUUGCCAAAUAUAGAGACAUCAUAGUUGGACAGUUUUUUGGGCAUUCACAUGACGAUCAAUUUGAAGUGAUUCAUCUAAAUGGAAAUGCAGCUGGAGUUGUGUACAUUGCACCAUCAGUAACACCACGUACAGACAUCAAUCCUUCAUAUCGUGUCUACAUGAUGGAUCCAAUGACAUUCCAUCUCAUCGACUACAAGCAAUAUCAUAUGAAUCUAACAGAAGCAAAUAUCCUUGCAGAGCAAAACCGAACCGAUGAGAUAAAAUGGAAACUGGCCUACACAGCAAGAGAGGAAUAUGACUUGCCAGAUUUUACACCAAACUCAUGGUGGAAUUUAACUGAAAGGUUUAAACACAAUUCAUCGCUGCUGUUGCAAUAUUGGAAACACAAGUAUGCUGACAGCAAUGUCCAUCAUACAUGUGACAAGUCAUGCAGACGAGAUCUUAUCUGCUCCACAAGAAGUGCCUCCAAGACACAAUUGAAUGAAUGCACUUUGUAGUUUUUGUUAUUUAUAUCUCUUGUGCACCUUUAAUUAAUACCUACUGAUAAUUGGUUAAAAUAGCCACGUGAUAACCUAUGUCUAGUUCCCGGAUAACAAUAGUAAUUAAUACCUAUCGGUAAUUGGUUAAAAUAGCCACGUGAUAAUCUAUGUCUAGUUCCCGGAUAACAAUAGUAACACCAACACAUUAGUGAUUAUUAUCUA
Molecule: messenger RNA, 1866 nt
Organism: Corticium candelabrum
Lineage: Eukaryota; Metazoa; Porifera; Homoscleromorpha; Homosclerophorida; Plakinidae
Product: sphingomyelin phosphodiesterase A-like
Exons: 4
Coding region: 1-1662 (553 amino acids)
Biological process (GO): sphingomyelin catabolic process
Molecular function (GO): sphingomyelin phosphodiesterase activity
Source: RefSeq, a predicted model, not a curated record